CUAUACCUUACAGAAGGUAAUCGUCAUCGUGAUGGACUGCCGAGAACCUAGGAUCACUUUGCGCGACCUCUCCUCUGGUAGUAUCGUCGCAAGAGAAGGCCGAGCGCCCUAUCACCAAAAACACCUCGAGCGUCGUUUUCCUCAAGAUCAACCAACGGAAUUGUCGGAUUCCGGAUCCAACUCAACUCCGGAAAGCACGCCUGCGCAUUGCCCAUAUUGUCUAGAUCUGGACUGGAAGAACGGGGAAAUAUUCGGUGGCCACCACUCGGACUAUCUCACGAAUUCAACGAGAUACAUCAGCUGCACGGUGCCCGACGUACGAGCAGCUGCAGACAGAGGAUGCCCAGGAUGUAAAUUGGUUUACGAUGGACUCGCCGCGUGGGAUCCACUGCUCGUAGAUGACGACAAAUCAAUAUGGGGAGUCCGUUCCCCGGACUAGCCGACUAGAACCAUGAGAAUCGGAGUAUCAGGUCCAACCUUUUAUGAUUUCUUCGUCGAACAUGGUCAUCCAUCGCCUUGGCCAGCAAUCGGAGAAGGUGACUGCGUGCCACUAUCCAGAACGUCAGCAGAGAGCCUCGAACAUACUCGAAAUUGGAUCAAUCAAUGUUUGUCACAGCACGAGAAGUGCAGGUUGGAUGAGCCAUCCUUUCUUCCUACCAGAGUACUGGAUCUCGGGGCCCCACAAUCAAGUUUAGAUGCGCCUAUCAAGCUAAUUGAGCCAGAGAGUGGUACAGAGGAUCCCUAUGUUUGUUUAAGCCAUUGUUGGGGGCAUAACGGCCAGACACUCACGACCACAACUGAUAAUAUUUUGGAUCGCAAAACCAGCAUUCCUCUGGACAGUCUCCCACCGCUCUUCAAAGACGUAGUGCAGAUUACCAGACGACUAGGGUAUCAGUACCUCUGGAUUGAUAGUCUAUGCAUUCUCCAGAAUAGCGAAAAAGAUUGGGAGUGGGAGGCUUGUAGAAUGGCCACGGUGUACUCUAACGCGAUCUUCACGAUUGCGGCUCUGUCUGCUAGUUGUAGUCAAGAGUGCCUCUCUUACCAUGAUGAGAAUGAACGACGAAAGUUGGGUUUGGAUUCUUUGGAGCGUUUUGGUUACCAAGAGUCAUCCAUUACUGUUGCUGGUGCAGAUAGCAACUCUAGCAAGGUUUACGUCCGAGCAGAAAUACCACAUGUCAGUGGACCUGUGUAUAACCAUCAAGCGGAAAAUUGGCCUCUCCUAACCCGCGGGUGGGCUUAUCAAGAACGUCGUCUAUCCGGUCGAAUACUAAAGUUUUCCAAAAGAGAACUUCUCUGGGAGUGUAGCGAGCACAAGAUCUGCCAAUGCACCGAUUCCCAACCGCCAAGCCUUUACAAGCUAUGGUACAACAAAGCCAUGAAAAUCAAAGGUAGUUGGCAUGAUUCAAUCGGAAUCCAAUGGCGGCAAAUGGUCAUCGAAUACACCGCCCUUGAGCUCACACAGAACUCUGAUCGCCUUCCCGCCUUCCGUGGAAUAGCACGGCAAAUGAGCCGCUUCUUUCCGUGCGGGUAUCUUGAUGGAAUUUGGGAAGGACCCACUCUGAUUCCAGAUCUAAUGUGGAUGCGGUCUUACAAUUUUGAACCUGGUCCUCCAAGACCGACGCACCGAUUUCAUUGGCCUUCAUGGUCCUGGGCUUCAGUCGAUGGCCCAAUCGACUACUAUUCAUUUCGGGACGAUCCUGACUUCGUACAACCCAUGAUAGAUAUUAUUGACUGCUGUUCAGCAUAUAAUCCCAUUGACGAGCGGUAUCCCCUCUGUGGAUGGAUUCGCGUAGCGGCGCACAUGGAAGCACGAACGUGGCGCGUCCAGAUCGGAACCGGAGAAUUUUGGAAAGAUGCUAGACGAGGUGGACACUAUCUAUUCCCUCGACGACAACCCUUUGGAGCCAGGGCCGAAGACGAUGUCGAAUUAAAUAACAGCAUGGUCCAUCACGACUAUGACUGGAGCGCUGAGAGUAUUGAUCAGAUUUCCGAGUCUACAGUACUGCAUCUGGCGAAAAUAGCUAUAGUGUUCCAUGAUCUUCGCGAAGAAGAGCGGGAAUGUGCAUUGCUGUUGCGUAAGAAACCGGGCAGGGAAGAUACGUAUCAACGUGUUGGACUGGUUCAUGUCGGUAUCCGUCCCUGGAGAGGUGCCCAACCUCCACGCCUCAAAUGGGAAGAACAGAAGACCGAAAUAACUAUACUAUAGCGUUCGCUAAGCUCCAAACCAUCGCUAUACGUCCCCCCAACGUUAUAUCGCUGUCUGUAUGCCAUCUACAGUACCAAGACAUUGUACCUUUUGACUGCUUGGAGACAUUUUACUCAGAGCACCCAGUGGUGCCGAGAGAUCAAUAGCGAAGCUGGAGCAGUCGUAUUAUCGUAUAUCCGUGUGCCCAAACUUAUAACUCAGUCGUAUACAGACAAACGUAAUGGACCACAUCGAACUAGUCUCAAGACUUCUCUGAAACUUUGGACUAAUGGCGUCAGAGCAAUGCCCUACGCCCAACGAACCGUUUUCUACUAGUUUGAAACGCUGGGACUGCAUACCAUAUAGACCGAUGAUUACAUGCGUUCAC
Mytilinidion resinicola is the source of this 2573-nucleotide messenger RNA. RefSeq names its product HET-domain-containing protein. The transcript has 2 exons. The record is from RefSeq and is a predicted model, not a curated record. The coding region runs from base 452 to 2206 and encodes 584 amino acids. NCBI's taxonomy places the organism in Eukaryota, Fungi, Ascomycota, Dothideomycetes, Mytilinidiales, Mytilinidiaceae.